AAUCAAAAAUUCCGACACUAAACCAAACCCGGAUCCGACCCGGAAAUAACAGACAACUCGUCCUCCACGAUCUCCAUCUCCAGUUUCAGUUUCCACCAAAAGAGAGCGAGAGAGAAAGAUCUCAGAGAGACAAACCAAGAUGUCGCUGAGGCCGAGCACACGCGCGGAGCUGAGGAAGAAGAUAUACAAGACAGGUGUUGACGCCGAUGAAGCUAGGCGGAGGAGAGAGGACAACCUCGUGGAGAUCAGAAAAAACAAACGCGAGGACAGUCUCCUCAAGAAACGCCGCGAAGGGAUGAUGCUCCAGCAGCAGCAGCAGCCUCUCGGAGCUGGUCUCGACGCCCUCCAGAGCGCUGCCGCCGUUGAGAAACGACUAGAAGGUAUCCCAAUGAUGGUACAAGGUGUUUAUUAUGAUGAUCCCCAAGCUCAGCUAGAAGCCACUACUCAAUUUAGAAAGUUAUUAUCUAUAGAGCGCAGUCCUCCGAUAGAUGAAGUGAUCAAAGCUGGUGUUAUCCCACGUUUUGUUGAGUUUCUUGGAAGGCAAGACCACCCACAACUUCAGUUUGAGGCUGCGUGGGCUUUGACCAACGUUGCCUCAGGAACAUCAGAUCAUACUCGGGUUGUGAUUGAACAUGGGGCGGUACCUAUCUUCGUUGAGCUUCUUAGCUCUGCUAGUGAUGACGUUCGAGAGCAGGCAGUGUGGGCCUUGGGGAAUGUUGCUGGAGACUCGCCAAACUGCAGGAACCUUGUUCUCAGCUGUGGUGCUCUUAUACCAUUGCUGUCUCAGUUAAACGAAAAUUCAAAGUUAUCCAUGCUAAGGAAUGCUACAUGGACCUUGUCCAACUUUUGUCGUGGGAAACCACCAACACCUUUUGAAGAGGUGAAGCCUGCCCUGCCAGUUCUUCGGCAGCUUAUCUAUCUAAAUGAUGAAGAAGUUCUCACAGAUGCCUGCUGGGCUCUCUCCUACCUUUCAGAUGGCCCCAAUGAUAAGAUUCAGGCUGUGAUCCAGGCUGGUGUCUGUCCACGACUUGUGGAGCUUCUGAGUCAUCCAUCACCUACGGUUCUCAUUCCUGCACUUCGAACUGUUGGGAACAUUGUAACUGGUGAUGACUCUCAGACACAGUUUAUAAUUGAUAGUGGCGUACUUCCACACCUUUAUAAUUUACUUACGCAAAAUCACAAGAAGAGUAUCAAAAAAGAAGCUUGUUGGACUAUCUCAAAUAUCACUGCUGGGAACCAAGCUCAGAUAGAGGCUGUGGUUGGUGCUGGAUUAGUACUUCCUCUUGUGCACUUGCUCCAGAACGCUGAGUUCGAUAUAAAGAAGGAAGCUGCCUGGGCCAUUUCCAAUGCCACAUCAGGAGGGUCUCAUGAGCAGAUUCAAUAUUUGGUGAACCAAGGCUGCAUCAAACCUAUUUGUGAUCUACUGAUCUGCCCUGACCCUAGGAUUGUGACAGUGUGCCUCGAAGGUCUUGAAAACAUUCUCAAGAUCAGUGAGGCUGACAAGGAGAUGGGACUAAACGGUGGGGUGAAUCUCUAUGCUCAGAUAAUAGAAGAGUCCGAUGGACUAGACAAAAUCGAAAACCUUCAGUCCCAUGACAACAACGAGAUAUAUGAGAAGGCUGUUAAGAUCUUGGAGAGAUAUUGGGCUGAAGAAGAAGAUGAAGAGCAGAUUCUGACAGACGGUGGGAACGAGAAUCCACAACAGGGAUUCAGUUUCGGUAAUAACCAGCCAGCUGCUCCUCCUGGUGGAUUUAAGUUUGGCUAAAAAAAACGUAUAGAACAAAUUGAUAUCGUGAGUUUGGGGGAAGUGUGAGAUUCAUUUUUUUGCAACUGUUAUUUGAUAUUGGCAGGUUUGAGUUUGAGGUUUUGAGUACUGGUUCAAAACGGCUUUUCUGUUUUUUUUUUAAUUUGUCUGAUUCAUUCUGAGUUUGUUUGUAUCUUAAUAUCUUAAAAGUCUGGGAUAAAGUGUGGUUACUGGUUUAGGAAAUGAUCACUUUUGUAUUUGUCACUUCUCUCUUUGUUUGUUAUUAUAAUUUUAAAAACUUUACUCGCCAGAGUGCAAAUACAAGAAAUGUUAUUUGA
Molecule: messenger RNA, 2082 nt
Organism: Brassica oleracea var. oleracea
Lineage: Eukaryota; Viridiplantae; Streptophyta; Magnoliopsida; Brassicales; Brassicaceae
Product: importin subunit alpha-4-like
Exons: 10
Coding region: 140-1765 (541 amino acids)
Biological process (GO): NLS-bearing protein import into nucleus
Cellular component (GO): cytoplasm; nucleus
Molecular function (GO): protein binding; nuclear import signal receptor activity
Source: RefSeq, a predicted model, not a curated record